UGUCCCACCGGCAAUAUUUUGACUUCAUUAUUUUGUUUCAAAUUCAUUGCAAAGUGCAUAUUCUUUGUUAUAAAAUAAUAUAAUAUAAUAUUUUUCUGGUGACAAAUAAACGUACAAUAGCCAUGAAAAUCGCAACUCAUGUUGCAAUAUUUGCCCUUCUUGGUCUGACGUCAUAUGCCACGGCUGAGGCAAAGAAAUUAAAAUAUCCGCGCAGUUUCAUCAAUCCUUAUCCUCGUUUUCAAGAAUAUGUUGAUGGAGGUGAUCCAGGUGAUCCGUUAUUCCUCACGCCUCUUAUACAUGACCCGAAGAUUCCUAAAGAGCAAGUGCGUCAAAAAGCUGCCGUACUUGGUAGUCAAUUUCAUAAAGUAGAAAGUUACUCUGGAUAUUUAACGGUUGAUGCAGCCCGCAAGUCGAACAUGUUCUUUUGGUAUUUCCCUGCUGAAGAAAAUCCUGAUUAUGCUCCGGUGCUUUUGUGGUUACAAGGUGGGCCAGGUGCAUCUUCAUUAUUUGGCUUAUUCGCCGAAAAUGGACCAUUUGAAUUUGACGUCCAUGGUCAUUUGCAAAAGCGCAAUUACACUUGGAGCCGCACACACAAUCUUAUAUAUAUUGACAACCCAGUUGGAACUGGGUUCAGCUUUACCGGCAGCGAUGAAGGGUACGCUCGUAAUGAGAAAGAUGUUGGUCGUAACCUUCAUGAGGCCGUAAUGCAAUUAUACGAGCUUUUUGAAUGGAAAACUUCCAGUGGUUUUUGGAUAUCUGGCGAGUCCUAUGCCGGUAAAUACGUACCAGCAUUGGCAUACCACAUUCACCUUAUGCAAAAUGCAAUUGACACUCGUGUACAUAUUCCACUGAAAGGUUUAGCUAUUGGCAAUGGUUUAUCUGAUCCAUUACAUCAACUUAAAUAUGGUGAUUACCUCUAUCAGUUAGGCUUAAUAGAUGAUCAUGGCUUGGAACGAUUUCAUCUUGAGGAGGAAAAAGGUAAAAAAUGCAUAGAAAAUCAUGAUAUGGAUUGCGCAUUUGAGGUAUUUGACGGUCUAAUCAAUGGUGAUCUUACAAAUGGCUCAAUUUUUCAUAAUAUUACCGGUUAUAAUUUUUAUUACAACUAUUUAAAAACUAAUGACGACUUUCCGAAUAAAGUGCUUGGGGAUUUUAUACAAUCGUCAAUAACGCGCCGUGCAAUCCAUGUGGGCAAUAUGACAUUUCAUGAUUUAGAUAAAGAAAAUAAAGUAGAAAAGUUUCUAAAGAAAGAUGUUAUGGAUACCGUCGCACCAUGGAUAUCUGAACUUCUAAACGAUUACAUUGUUUGCAUUUAUAGCGGACAAUUGGACAUUAUCGUAGCAUAUCCGUUAACGCGCAAUUACUUGAUGCGUCUAAAAUUUGUCGACGCUGAUAAAUAUAAAACAGCGGAGCGUAAAAUUUGGCUUGUGGGCGGCGAAAUCGCAGGUUAUGCUAAACAUGCUGGUCGUUUGAUUGAAAUUAUGGUGCGCAACGCUGGACAUAUGGCCCCAGGUGAUCAACCAAAGUGGCUGGAAUGGAUGAUCCAUCAUUUGACACACUAUAAUAAGGUUGUAUAAAUGGAGGUGUAAUGAGUACAAAACCACUCAUUAAAAUAUUUUUUUAAAUACUUAAACAUAUUUUUUGUCGAAAAUAACUUUCUUUGUUUGUAAGAAACCUUAUCUUAACCAAAGAAAUGAAGUUGCUAAUUAAAAGUAAAACUAAAGGUUUAAUUAGAAAUGAAA
This is a messenger RNA of Ceratitis capitata (Mediterranean fruit fly), 1739 nucleotides long. Its product is annotated as venom serine carboxypeptidase. Lineage: Eukaryota; Metazoa; Arthropoda; Insecta; Diptera; Tephritidae. The record is from RefSeq and is a predicted model, not a curated record. The transcript is spliced from 2 exons. Gene Ontology annotation, molecular function: serine-type carboxypeptidase activity. The coding region runs from base 123 to 1574 and encodes 483 amino acids. Gene Ontology annotation, biological process: proteolysis.